CCCGGAGCCGCCGCGAUGCCGCUGCUGCGGGGCUGGACGCUGCUGCUGGCGGCCCUGCUGCCCUCGGCGCUGCCGUCGCUGCUGGCCGCGGUGCCGCCCGCCUGCCCCGAGCGCUGCGAUCGCUCUCGCUGCCCGGCGCUGCCCGCAGCCUGUCCCGGCGGGCCCGUGCCCGACGCCUGCGGCUGCUGCCGCGUGUGCGGGGCCGAGGAGGGCGAGGCGUGCGGGGGCGCGGGGCCGCCCUGCGGAGAGGGGCUGCAGUGCGUGCUGCCGCCCGGAGCCGUGCCCGCCUCGGCCACCGUGCGCAAGCGGGCGGCCGCGGGGCGCUGCCAGUGCACCAGCAGCGAGCCCGUGUGCGGCAGCGAUGCGGUCACCUACGCCAGCCACUGCCAGCUGCGGGCCGCCAGCCGCCGGGCGGAGCGCCUCCGGCAGCCGCCCAUCAUCGCCAUCCAGCGCGGAGCCUGCGGGCAGGGCCAAGAACAUCCCAACAGCCUGAGGCACAAAUACAACUUUAUUGCAGAUGUGGUGGAGAAGAUCGCCCCUGCUGUGGUUCACAUUGAAUUAUUUCGCAAACUUCCUUUUUCCAAGAGGGAGGUUCCUGUAGCCAGUGGCUCGGGGUUCAUUGUCUCUGAGGAUGGGCUGAUCGUCACCAAUGCCCACGUGGUCACCAACAAGAACAGGGUGAAGGUGGAGCUCAAGAACGGGGAGACGUAUGAAGCCAAAAUUAAAGAUGUUGAUGAAAAAUCAGACAUUGCACUAAUUAAAAUAGAUUCUCAGGGUAAAUUGCCAGUUCUCCUGCUGGGCCAGUCUGCAGACCUGAGGCCAGGGGAGUUUGUGGUGGCCAUUGGCAGCCCCUUUUCCCUGCAGAACACGGUGACCACGGGCAUCGUCAGCACCACGCAGCGCGGGGGGAAGGAGCUGGGGCUGCGCAACUCCGACAUGGACUACAUCCAGACAGAUGCCAUCAUCAAUUAUGGGAACUCUGGAGGACCCCUAGUAAAUCUGGACGGUGAAGUCAUUGGAAUUAACACAUUAAAAGUUACAGCAGGAAUCUCAUUUGCUAUCCCAUCCGAUAAAAUAAAGAAGUUCCUCACUGAAUCCCAUGACAGACAAGCUAAAGGAAAAGCUGUAACCAAAAAGAAAUACAUUGGCAUAAGAAUGAUGUCACUAACCCCCAGCAAAGCUAGAGAGCUGAAGGAUCGCCAUAAAGACUUCCCUGAUGUUGUCUCUGGGGCCUAUGUCAUUGAAGUCAUUCCAGAAACACCAGCUGAAGCUGGUGGCCUGAAGGACAACGAUGUGAUUAUAAGCAUCAAUGGGCAGUCCAUAAGCUCAGCCAGUGAUGUCAGUGACAUCAUUAAAAAGGACAGUACCUUGCACAUGGUCGUGCGCAGGGGCAACGAAGAUGUGAUGCUCACAGUAGUUCCCGAGGAAAUCGACCCCUAACCAGAAACAUGAGCUGGAUUUCAUGUUUUCUUUUAACAGCAAUGGACUGCUUGUAUUCUCUCUGCUGGUACAGGAAAACGUUAGACUUCUGACCGACAUUCUGCUUGUUCAGUGGAUUAGUAUUGGCCAACAGAGUAACUUCUACUAGGUUUAAGGUGCAGAAUCAGUGUAAUUUCACAUACUCCAGAUGAUAAUUUUUUUUUUUCCUUCUGUAUUAUGUAUGCAAUGUAUUCUUUACUGGCUUUUACAUCCCCUGCUUAACGAAUCGAUGUUUGCUUCCCUGUGUUGAGUAGAUUUCCUGUCAUUUCCUCUAAGACUUAAACAAAACACAACCCAUGCACACAAUGUGUGUUGUGGCAUUCAGGUAUUUAUAGGUUAGCUGUGUUUUAACUGGAAAUGCCAUUGUAAAGGAGUAGUCAGCGUAAAAGAAAGCACAAUUGGGAAAUAAAGUUUGGUUUAUAAACACAAAAGGAAUCCCAGCCCAAAUAACCUCCCGAGGACCCCGUGCAGGACUUUAAUACUAUGAUAUUUUCCUAGUGUUAUUAAAAGAAUUCAACAGUA
Messenger RNA from Agelaius phoeniceus (red-winged blackbird), 2001 nucleotides. RefSeq names its product HtrA serine peptidase 1 (gene HTRA1). Gene Ontology annotation, cellular component: extracellular region. NCBI's taxonomy places the organism in Eukaryota, Metazoa, Chordata, Aves, Passeriformes, Icteridae. Gene Ontology annotation, biological process: proteolysis; programmed cell death; positive regulation of apoptotic process. The record is from RefSeq and is a predicted model, not a curated record. Gene Ontology annotation, molecular function: protein binding; serine-type endopeptidase activity.